GUCAAUGGCAGCAUUUAGAGAGUCGUUAUUCACUUUUUGUAACUGUACCAUACAUCACGGAAUAUUUGAUUCUUACUUUGACUUUCCCUAUAAGAUUCGGAUGCUCGGGCACGAAUACAAGCAAUUAAACCUCCACCUGAUAUAUUGAUAUCUUUGCCCAUCACAGCCAAACUAGCCUCGUCCUUACCCUUCCCAGCGCAGCGCCCUUCGUAACACCUCCAGGGAUCCAAGUCGAUAAUCAGGCACAAGGACAACCAAAAAACAUUGCCAAAACCUUGGUUUGGCAUAGACACAGGCAAAGGCAUCGCAUAGUUGUACUACAGCAUUUUCACAGCAAUUGCUCACUGCCAAACACUGCUCAGCAGCUAUAACGACUCGAGCACAGCUGCGAUAUCUGCAUGUGGCCGUGGCCAAAACAGCCCAAGCAGAAGCGAAUCCAUCGCCAGACCUGCCCAGUGCCAGAUAGAUAUUAUACGAUACCCACGCAAGGCCCGCCCAAGGACCUUUGCCGGCCAAACACCACAGGCGCAGGCGCAAAACCGCGCUUCUCCAGUGCUUCCUUCAGUGCUUCGCUAUGGUACCAACACCAGUACAAGCUGUUGCAAGCACCAAGUAUUCAUAGGCUCCACACCAGCACCCAAUCCACCUAAUCUCGACUUUGCAGUGCACUGGGCGCUGCUGUGGCUGAACGGUGGUCGCGGUACCCGCAGAGCCACCCCUGAAAAUCCUUGGCAACAAACCAAAGCCAGGCGAGCCUGCUGCAACAACCUUAACCUCGCAAAACACCAACCACCAACUACCAACCUCCAACCUCACACUCAUUUGAUCCUCAUCCGCCAGCAGGUCGACCAUCGCCAGCGCCGACAGACCUCUCCCUUCCCCCUCCCCACCGUCGCAGACGAGCCUUUACGGCAACUCCAUCAUCUUCAUUCAUUCACACUGUCUGCCGCAACUGUACCACCGCCAGAUAUGGCGAAGUAAGUACCCCUUUCUCAACUUCCGCUACUCGCUCCUGCGCCGCGCACGAGUCUCCAGUGUCGACCACCAUUCGAUCUUUGCUUGCUAACAUUCUUGCUGCCAGUAAUUUGGGCUCUGCCUUCAAGUCAUUCUGGCAUACGAUGACCAGUUAUGAUCGACGUACGUUUGUUACAUGUCCCGUCGAAUUUUGGCGCCGUCUGACCAAGUAAACAGAUUCUUCCUACGACUCUCCCUACCAAACCGGCCAACAUGUACCACUUGCACAGAGUCGCCAUGCCCCUUUGACCUCUGUAGCAACCACUGCAUCCGAAUCCCGCGCAGAUGUGAGUUCUCCUUACUAUGAAGACUCCGCCGGAAGACGUUCCACAUCGGCAUUGAACGGCGGCGGUUAUCCGAGCUCCCCAGGCGCAAUGCCACACAGUCCUGGGCCUUCGCCAUACUCCCCUGGCAUGAGGUCACAGACUGCUCUCCAAAGAUCCAACACAAAUGAGAAUUUCGAGAAUGUUACACCUGGCGAGAUCCAAUUGCAGGCAUUUCAAGAAGGAUUACCUCCACCGCCGCCUGUAAGCCAUUCGUGGAAGCGAAUCGAUAGAUGGGCCGAGGAAAAUUAUGAGGAGCUCUUUGACCAGCUAUGUGAGGGAUGCACAAAUAAUGAUUUAAAUGAAUUGGAACAUCAAUUGGACUGCUCGCUUCCUAUGGAGGUCAGAGAAUCAUUACAGCACCACGACGGACAAGAAAGAGGUGGUCUCCCAACUGGUAUCAUCUUUGGCUCUAUGUUGUUGGAUUGCGAAGAGAUGGUCCAAGAAUGGGAAAAUUGGAAAAAGGUCAAUCAGGAAUACCUUAGUCAACCAGUCAACUUCAAGCCCGCUACACCAUUAAAAGCCUUUGGCGGCAGCGCUUCUUCUUCUUCGAAACCACCACCUCAGCAACCUGGAAACCCCAAUUGGAGACAAGAACUUCUCGCUCGUCAAGACUCACAACCUCCUAACGCUAUCCAGAAGGUCUACGCUCAUCCAGCCUGGAUCCCCAUGGUUCGCGAUUGGGGUGGAAACAAUCUCGCGGUCGAUUUGGCGCCUGGACCUGCCGGGAAAUGGGGACAGGUUAUCCUCUUUGGGCGCGAUUACGACUGCAAAUAUGUGGUCGCUCGCUCGUGGUCUGCCUUUCUGGCUACCGUUGCCGAUGAUCUAGGAAGUGGUAAAUGGUUUGUGGAUGAGGAUACUAAUGAGCUGAAAUUGAGAGAAUUCAAGAGUGGCAAGGUUGAACCUGGAUACUUGGAUAUCUUGAGAUGGAGAAUGGACCAAAAAUACGGACGCCGGGCAGUGAACAAACGUCGGUCUGUAGUACCACAAGGAGCCGGUCCAUCAGCGGUAUCGCCAGGUGGCUCGCCAUAUGCCAGCCCAACAGCUGAGGUAGGAGGAGAACCUCGUGGACGUUCCAUGCAACGAUUUGGCGGUGCCUCACCCGUCGCAAGUCCAAACCGUCCAAACUAUGGGAAAUCAAGUCCCCUAGCCAGAGUGACCGAAGAGAGCGCAGCGAGGCCUUCAAAGAUCAAGUCGAUGAACUUGCCUGCGGAGAAACUGGUCGAAGUAGAAACACCACGACCUAGCGAGGACCAGAAGGGGAACAAGACGACGGACACACUGCUCCCUGCUUCUCCAGCGCUAAGCUCCGACAAGGAAGAUAGAAAAGCCAGCGAGGCUAGCCCUACUGGUCUUGGGGUUACAAGUGGCACUGCAAAGAAGCCCGAAGUCGACGAUGAUACUACGAUGAAGACGAUUGAGAUAUAAGAGUUUGGUCUUUGUUCCUACAGAUAACGCGUUCAGCACAUGGAUCGAGGCGUUAUCGGCGCGUAUAUUGAGGGAAGCGUUGUCUCCCAGCGAAAAUCUGGCAUAAUGAAAUGGCUCAACGCAAUUGCAUGGGUGGUUACUCUUGUCUAUCUGUCAUCUUUUUCAGCAACACGAAUGACAACCAUCAUCUUUGUCUAGGAGAUGAGGCGUAAUUGAAUUCCUAUUAGCGCAUAUAUCAAGGGAAGAGGGGGUUGAAACAUGGCCAAGAUGAUUCCGAAGCCUUUCUAUAUGCUCAGAUCUUUCUAUUCUCGAAGCCGCAGGUUAAGCAGCAUCCGCGUAGCUCGGCUCCUAUUUUCACUUUCUUGCAGGUUCUUGCUUCAUGGUGGUUUUUGCUGAGGAAGACCUCCAUAAUUGUACAAUUAAAUUCGUAAAGGGUGAGGCCCCGGGUUGUGUUUGUCUUUUUCCAGUUUUCCAAUUCUUUUUUGUUUUCUAUUUUGGAGAGACUGAGAGUGAUGAGCAGCGAUGGUGGAAGGUAAGUAGUUGAGGGAAUGAAAUGGGGACAAGUGUAUGUACAUGAGAUGAAGAAUGGGAUCGUUUGGAGAUGUAGGCUGAAGAGAAUACCUACGCCUUCUUACUUUGUGUUAAUCUUUUUCCUCAUGGCACAUUGGCAUCUGUUUGAACUGUCGAUUGGUGAGAGGUGUAUAUGGGGAUUGCUAAUGUAGAGAUGAGUGGAGCGUGUGAUGGCAGGUGGUAAUGAUAGUGGUAGAUAGCUACCGAAAUAUAGGGCAC
This is a messenger RNA of Hymenoscyphus albidus, 3554 nucleotides long. Lineage: Eukaryota; Fungi; Ascomycota; Leotiomycetes; Helotiales; Helotiaceae. The record is from the annotation of a GenBank genome assembly.